GUAAAACUGUAAAAGAGAAUCGUGUAAAGUGAUGUUUCCUAAAAUAAAGGCAAUAUUCCUUUAUUGCCUUCCGUCAUUUUCCUUGACUUCCGUCAUUUUCCGUGACGUGAGGGAUAUACGCAAUAGUUGGAUCCUUCGAUCGCCCUCCGACCUCUCUCCCACUUCUUUUUACUCUGCUUUUUCUCUUUUACCUGCCUAAUUUGUUUCUUUCUCUGUCUGCUUGCUUCUGUUGUUUCCUGCGCUACACCGUAAUCGCCGAAAUGCCCAACAGGAAGCCAAGGGCCAGCCGAAGGGCACUCAAGGACAAAAACCCAUCUGGAAAUGCAGCCAAUAUCCUCGCAGGAAAGGUCUUGGAUGCCACUCCGAGCCCGAUCCAAACACCAUGGGACUCCAACCCAGAGAAGGAGAACCACGCGAGCCUCUCUCAGACUCGCACCUCCCCCAAGAAGUCAGCCAAAGUUGCGGCUUCUAAGAAACAGGCCAAGCAGAAGAAGACCCAACCGUCGUCAUUCGAGAAAGAACUCGAAGAAAUGCAAGAGAAGCUGCAAGCGAUGAAGCUCGAGAAGGAGAAAACCUUGGAGCUCUUGAAGGAGAAGAAUGAGAUCUUGAAGACCAAGGGGGAAGAUCUCGCAAUGAAGGGCCGAGAGCAAGACAAGCUUCAGAUGGAGUUGAAGAAGCUGCAGAAGCUCAAGGAGUUCAAACCCACCAUGGUGGAAAUGGAAAUGGAAAUGGAAAUGGACAUGGAUAUGGAAAUGGUGAGGAGCAAUCAGAGGAGAUUGGGGUACUGCUGCAUGAAAAAUGCAAGGCUGAUGGAGCUCCCCAUCGAAAUCCUUGACAACAUCUAUUUGAGGCUACCCGUAAGCUGUCUUUUUACCCUCAGAUGUGUCUCUAAGACAUCAAAGAACAUAGUCGACCGCCCUUGCUUUGUUACACAGCACAUGCGACAUUUGCUUUCGGCGCAAUCUACUUUUGCUUCCGAUCAGUUUAUGCUUCUUCAUCACCUUUUCUACGACUCUCUUUGUGGAUUUGCCUUUACACCACUGAAAUAUGAUGGCGUCAGCGCUGCCUUGAAGAGAAGCGAAGACUAUGCAAUCGUUUCUGAUAUUGUGUCCACAAAGAUCGGUGUUUCUUAUUCUUUGAGUUUUGUUUUCUACAACUUGUUUUUCUUUCGAGAUCAUGGCUAUAGUCGUCAACCGUACAAGAAGAAAGAAAGAAGUCCAUGCUUCUUAUUCAAUCCUUUAAAGGGAGAAGUUCUUCCACUCCCAACCACUGACAUCCAAUUUCCAUAUAGUUUUUCUGGAUCGUGCAAGGAAUGGUAUGGUAUGGGAUUUGAUGAUAUAACCAUCACUUACAAGAUUCUUCGUGUUUCUGGAGAUGAAGAUUCGACGAUAUGUCAACUUAGGGCCCAAAUUUAUGUACUAGGUACCGGCUCGUGGCGAGAGAUACCCUCAGUCCCUCCUCGUAAUUUAAGCAACAACCAUGCAUUUGCACAUGGAGACCAGCAUUGGUUGCUUUAUUUACCUGAUCACUCAAGUUGUAAUAAUAGAUACGUACUCGGUAUAUGUUCUUUUGACUACAAGAAAGAGGAGUUUUACUCGACUAUUCCUCUUCCCGAGCACAUGCAAAGUAAGUAUACUCCGCACUAUAUGGUCCUUUUGUGUCUUCACUUGCUUAAUCUUAAAGGACCUUUGGCCGUCGUGGACACUUUAUCAGAUGACUAUAUUGAGGUAUGGGUGUUGAAGAACUAUGAUACAAAAGAAUGGAGGCUAGAUUACAAGAUAGAAAACGCAAUUGUCAGAGGCGAGCUUAUUAACGUGACAUGUUGUGAAUGGGAGUAUGGCAUAUUCUUCACUAAAUCACAAGAGAUGCCAGAAAGUAUAAGGAUUACUAUCUUUGUGGAUUUUAGAUGUGGCUCCAUUAGUCAUGUAAACUUAUUUCCACCCAAACGCUAUUGGAAUACAAGCAUCUUGAGCUAUAAUGGGACCUUAAUGUCCCUAAAAAAUUAUGGGAAAUUGGUGAGACCUGACCCUACUACUGGAAGCAUCAGUGUCUAGUAACGGGAAAUUUGCCGGCAUUGUUUGAUGCAGCUGCAACUGCAAGGUAAGGAAAACUUGCGAUGUUGACGUUUUGGUGGACCGUUCCAUUGUAAUGCUUUUAUUGUUUUCCAGACUUGUGAUUUGUUUUGUUUCUCAUUUGAUGUUGUGAGUGAUGCAAAGGUUAUACAUUAGAUAAGUCUGCUUU
Molecule: messenger RNA, 2241 nt
Organism: Malus domestica (apple)
Lineage: Eukaryota; Viridiplantae; Streptophyta; Magnoliopsida; Rosales; Rosaceae
Source: RefSeq, a predicted model, not a curated record